AUGGCGUCUCUGCUUCUUCCUUUACGUGCCAAUGCCAACUACAAACUCUUCCUUAUUGAGUUCCUUGCUGUGUUCCUAUGGGUCACGUCAACACUCUUUGCAUAUUUCCUAACGGCCACACCACUCUUACAUUCUUUAUCUCCCUCAAUUCGAUCACUCCAUCCCGCUUAUGUAUUCUAUUCCCUCCUCGUCGCCCUCAUGGCCAUCUGGGAAAUUUUUGGCCUCGCUCUCGGGUCCACCUUUAACCCUUGCGUGACAAUUUCUCUUACCCUCGCCGGUGAGACGGCACCAAUUCAUGCCAUCGUUGUGAUAUUUGCUCAGUUCCUGGCACAUAUCGCAGCCGCGUUUGUCGUUCGUAUCUGUGCGAAUAUACUUCAUAAAGAUAUAGAUGGCAUCUUUCAUCCCCCGCAACCACACAAGCAUAUCUCCUAUUCAAAGGCAGUCGUCAUUGAGGCUCUCAUCACCGCCUUGCUCUGUGUCGUCGCGCUCUCCCUCAAACAUAUAUUUCAUGAAAAGGCAACUUUUAAGAAGUGGUCCCUCAUGACCAUGCUCGUUGUCGCCGUUCUUGAUGUGGCAGGUGAAUGGACAGGUGGUUGUAUGAACCCUGCCAUGUCAUUUGCCCUUGCCGUACUUGAAGGCCAUUGGGCCGCACAUUCUGUGUACUGGGUCGGACCGAUGGUUGGUGCAGUGGUUGCAGCUUGCAUGUACAACAACAUUUUGAGAACAAGAAGGCGAGGCAUCCGAGAGCGAAUGAGGGCGCGCAAGGACAGAGCUGCGACGAAGAAGAUUUGA
Messenger RNA from Chondrus crispus (carragheen), 792 nucleotides. RefSeq lists its product as hypothetical. Lineage: Eukaryota; Rhodophyta; Florideophyceae; Gigartinales; Gigartinaceae. The transcript has a single exon. The coding region runs from base 1 to 792 and encodes 263 amino acids. Gene Ontology annotation, cellular component: plasma membrane. Gene Ontology annotation, biological process: transmembrane transport. The record is from RefSeq and is a predicted model, not a curated record. Gene Ontology annotation, molecular function: water channel activity.